AUGGGCGUCUGCGCCCUCGUCCACCUCCCCGGUGCCCGCGAGGCGGCGCUCUCGGCGCGGCUGAGCGCCAUCGGCUGCACUCGCGCCGGCCGCUGGCGCACGCACUGCCUCUACUUCAAGCCGAAGGUGGCGGCGGCAGCGCCGUCCGCCGACGCCGCUGAGAUCGCGCCGACGCCGCCGCUCGAGCCGCCGCUCGAGGAGGUGUGCGUCCUCCAUUACUCCGAGAGGCCAGAGGUGUACUUUGUCUGCCGCGCCGGCACGGUGCAGGAGAGGCUCGGCGACCUUGCCGGCGUCGAGGCGUGCACCCUCGGCGAGAGCACGCUCGGCGAGACCCACUCGCAGCGGCUGCGCAUCACGGCCGAGGGCGCCGAGUUCCGCUUCGGCGACUUCAUCGUGCGGCUCGGCGGCCUCUUCCUCAACGCGAGCGUCGGCGGGACGGUGGUCGAGGCGGAGUACUUGCCGUGCUCGCGCGCCGGCUGUGGCGAAGCCGUGCUCAAGGACUUUGUGGCGCUCCUCCUCGAGGGCGAGGCGGCCGGCUUCCUCUCUUCCGACGGCGGCGAGGCGGAGGCCGAGCUCGGACGGCGGUACGCAGCGAGCCAGCAGGCGAGGAAGCGGCUCGUCGAGGAGGAGGCGUUGCGCGUCCAAGGGGAGAGGAGGGCGGUCCGGGUGCUCGUCGCCGGCCCGCCGGCGGCUGCGCGACGCGUGCUGCUGCUGCACGGCUACGGCAGCAAGCCGGAGACUUGGGCGAUCGUCGGCGCCCUCGACCGGCUCGCCGAGCGGGGUGUGAGGGCCGUGGCGCCGGAGCUGCCCGAGAUCAGCGAGCGGGCGGUCGGCGCGGAGGCGGCGGCGGAGACCUCCGACCGGCGAACCUUUGUGGCGCGGCUGCUCGAGGCGCUCGGCUGGGGCGACAGGAAAGUCGCCAUCGUCGCGGCGUCGGCCGGCGGCAGCUUUGCGACGCCGUACGUGCUCGCGCCCGCCACCCACCGCAACGUCUCCUGCUACCUCUCGCUCGCCGCGCAGCUGGACCGCUCUGGCGACGUCGCGCCGAGGAAGAGUCGCCCUCCGACGCUGCUCGUGUGGGGGGCGCUCGACAACGCCUUCCCGUCCGAAUGCCUCGCGGCCCAGCAGCAGUACCGAUUCUUUGCGUUCGGAGACGUCCGAAACGCGCGAGAGGACCCCCGCCGGUCACAGUGGGUAGUGCUGCCGGGCGCGCCGCACGCUGUCCACGUCGCUUCGCCCGAGAGGUUUUGCAGCAUGCUGCUGCAGCUCGUGCUCGGCACGAAAUCGGAGAGGGAGAAGGUGACGGUCACCGCCGAGUGGGGGGAUGUGGUCGCCACCGUGGUGCCAGCCGGGGGCGAGGCGGAGUCAAGGAGCGCAGUUCGCGGCACGGUGGUGGCGUCCCCGGCAGGCGGCGAGGCAGGGUCAGGCGGAAGUGUAGCUCAGCGUGGCACCAAAAGGGAGCGGGUCUCGUAG
Emiliania huxleyi CCMP1516 is the source of this 1473-nucleotide messenger RNA. RefSeq lists its product as hypothetical. The transcript is spliced from 2 exons. The record is from RefSeq and is a predicted model, not a curated record. Gene Ontology annotation, cellular component: mediator complex. Gene Ontology annotation, molecular function: transcription coregulator activity. The coding region runs from base 1 to 1473 and encodes 490 amino acids. Gene Ontology annotation, biological process: regulation of transcription by RNA polymerase II. NCBI's taxonomy places the organism in Eukaryota, Haptophyta, Isochrysidales, Noelaerhabdaceae.